AUGUGUAAUUUCUAUGCAUCUGAAGUAGAUUACCUUGGUGUCAUUGCCAAUGGUGAAGGAGUGAAAGCAGAUCCCAAGAAAAUCACUCAAGCGGUUGAUUGGGCAACACCGCGCUCUGUCAAAGGGGUUCAAGAGUUUUUGGGCUUUAUAAAUUUCUAUAGACGCUUCAUACAUAACUUCUCAAAAUUGGCACAACCCUUAUACCAACUACUCCAAAAGAAUAUACCUUGGGAGUGGGGUGAACGCCAAGAAGUGUCUUUUAAAGCUCUUAAACAGGCUCUAAUUGAAUCCCCUGUCUUAAUCCAACCCGAUCCAUACAAGGAGUUUUUCCUUGAGUGUGACGCCUCUGAUUUUGCAACGGGCGCUGUCCUUAAUCAAAAGGGCAGUGAUGAUAAAUUACACCCGGUUGCAUUCCUAUCAAAAUCCCUAGCACCUGCUGAAAGAAACUAUGAUAUCUUUGAUAAAGAGUUACUAGCAGUAGUAAGGGCUUUAAAGGAAUGGCGUCACCUGCUGGAAGGAACAGUAAUCCCUGUCAAAAUACUGACAGACCAUAAAAAUCUGGAGUACUUCCAGACAAAAAGGGAUCUGAACCAAAGGCAGUUAAGGUGGAUGGGAUUUUUGGCAGAUUACAACUAUAGGAUUGUGUAUAGACCGGGCGCACAGAAUAGAAAAGCAGAUAUUCUCUCUCGCCGUGAAGACCACAAGUCUGCGGUUAAAGAGGGGGGUGAAACCCCUGUGCUCAUAAGCCCAGAGCUUUUUAUUGCAGCUAUCCAAACAGAUAGUGACCUUAAUGAUCUAAUAAGGGACGCUCUGCAUGAUGAUAAGGCUGUAUACAAAAUCCUUAAAUCCUUGGAAGAGGACAUACCUGUUAAAGGAUGGAAACUUGACAAUGGCUUACUCUACUAUCAUGACCGGAUUUAUGUCCCUAAUGAGCCAGAAAUCAGGAAAGCCAUCUUAGAAAGCAGGCAUGAUAACCCUUCCACUGGGCACCCAGGACAGUUCAGAACCCUAGACCUCCUUUCAAGGGAUUACUACUGGUCAGGGAUGAAACAAUCUGUAACAAAAUAUGUCCAAGCAUGCAAUUCAUGCAUACGUAGCAAACACUCCAACCGGGCUCCUGAAGGUCUCCUUCAAAACAUAGAUUUACCCAAUAAGCCCUGGGAGGAAAUAACGUAUGACUUGAUUGUAGGACUCCCCACCUCAGAAGGAUAUGAUGCAAUAUUAACAGUAGUGGACCGAUUAUCCAAAAUGGUUCAUUUUAUACCAACGCACUCUGAUGCUACUGCUGUUGAUGUUGCAAACCUCUUUGUAUCCUUUGUGUGGAAGUUACAUGGGUUACCCAGGAAAACCAUUUCGGACCAAGGCCCCCAAUUUAAUGCAAAAUUCCUGAGACAAGUCUACAAGCGGUUGGGGAUAGAACCACAUUUCUCCACUGCAUACAGACCACAAGUUGAUGGACAAAGUGAACGCUUAAACCAGUUUGUGGAAAUUUACCUACGCCACUACAUCAACUAUAGACAAACAGACUGGGUUGCAUCACUACCACUUGCGGAAUUUGCAUACAAUAAUGGGAAACACUCAGGCUCCAAACACUCUCCCUUCUACAUGUGCUAUGGUUAUAAUCCAGACUUCACAGUUGGAAACACCAAGGAAAGCCAUGUCCCCCAAGCCAACAACCUAGCAGACUUCCUGAAAGAAAUCCAAACUGAAGCAAAAGCUGCUUUAGAAAUUGCUGCAAGACAAAAUGCGCAAUACUAUGAUUUAAACAGAAGGGAAGCAACCAAGCUGGAAAUUGGUGAUAAAGUUUAUUUGAGUAGUGCCAACAUCAAAACUUCAAGGCCUUCCCAUAAGCUAGAACAUAAGCGAUUGGGGCCCUACAAGGUCUUGGAGAAAAUUGGCAGGAACUCUUAUAAACUGGAUCUCCCUAAAUCCAUGAAAGUCCAUCCUGUCUUCAACAUUGCCCUAUUACACAAAAAGCCAGUAGACAAGUAUGACCGUGAUCCAGUUCCACUCCCCCCAGUUGUCACAGCUGAUGGAGAAGAGGAAUAUACUGUUGAAAGGAUCCUAGACUCCAAGAAAGUGGGUCGACAAGUCAAAUACUUGGUUAAAUGGAAAGGGUAUGGACCAGAGGAUAACACAUGGGAGCCCAAGGCCCACUUAGCCAAUGCCCCUGAAAAAUUGGCUAAGUUUCACCGUGAACAUCCAGAGGCAGCUGGACCUUAA
Molecule: messenger RNA, 2223 nt
Organism: Rhizoctonia solani
Lineage: Eukaryota; Fungi; Basidiomycota; Agaricomycetes; Cantharellales; Ceratobasidiaceae
Product: Transposon Tf2-7 polyprotein
Exons: 2
Coding region: 1-2223 (740 amino acids)
Biological process (GO): DNA integration
Molecular function (GO): nucleic acid binding
Source: RefSeq, a predicted model, not a curated record